Homarus americanus (American lobster) is the source of this 5535-nucleotide messenger RNA. RefSeq names its product G-protein coupled receptor Mth2-like. Lineage: Eukaryota; Metazoa; Arthropoda; Malacostraca; Decapoda; Nephropidae. Gene Ontology annotation, biological process: G protein-coupled receptor signaling pathway; cell surface receptor signaling pathway. Gene Ontology annotation, cellular component: membrane. Gene Ontology annotation, molecular function: G protein-coupled receptor activity. The coding region runs from base 443 to 2812 and encodes 789 amino acids. The record is from RefSeq and is a predicted model, not a curated record. The transcript is spliced from 9 exons.
CACACCACAACUUGGAACACGACCUCUCACCCGCCUCCAGGCCAACCAAAACACUGCAUCAGACGAUCAGUGGCUUCAACCACUCAGUAUUACGGUUGCUGCCCGAUGGGGCGGUAGUUCGCUGAGCUGCACAUGUAGUGGAUUACUGGACGCUACACACUCUUUUGUGUUAUUUGUACAAGAUCAUCCCGUCUUUGAAUAACCUGUCGUGGUUCAGCGAGUGCGUAUCUUGUUUGUGAAACAGAUCCACACGCGAGAGAGGACUGGUACGCUGAUCCUGGCUGGGAAGUGGAAGGUCAAGACUCGGUCACCGAUAGUACUCCUCCAUUCGCGCCUGAGACCUAGUCCGUCGACGUUACUGGCUGUAAGCUGAUUGGCUGAUGUGUCUCAUCAGCAGAAUAUUUGCCAGACACUUGAUGUUCCCAUCUUACCAGAUUUUACAAUGAACCUGAGAUACUGUACUUGGAAGAGGCUUGAGGUGGUGACGACAGUAAUCCUCGUCACAGUAUGGGGAGUCUCCUCUAAUUUUACCCAGUCACUUACUGACUCACAGGUGACAGAGUCACUUCUGACAAAUUUCACACUUAAGAAAUGUCAAUGUGAAGUUGAUCAUGUGCUGGAUGAGUCUACCUGUAUAAAAAGGAAGACAGUUGUAAUUUUGUGGGACACCAUAAAUAAUGAACCAUUAAUUUUUAACACCAGUAUGUUUGAGAACAUAGUGGUGGCAGAGCCACAGUGUUCUGGUAGUCUGAUACGUGUUGUUCUCAAUGAUAGUACCUUCAGAUUUUUUUUUCUGCCAUCUGGAGAACUUCAGUGGGAAGGUGAACAAUCCUUCCAGGAUUACUGUAUUGAAAACUAUUUGCAUGAUGGCCAUAUGGGCUGGGAAGCUCACGUGUGUUUGCCUGCUCCUCCAGUGCCUCGAUGCUGCCCUCCAGGAUAUGCUUUGGCUCAUGACGACUCCUGUGUUGCCUACAGUGGCAACUUUGCACCACCCAUAGACUUUAAUAACAUGCCUGUGCAAUGGGCAGCUGCUGAGGGGGAUGUUCAAAAUGUUACCUGUCAUGGAAUAUCAGUUGUUCGCCAUCUUAACUUGAACACUCGAGAGGGAAUUCUUGCCUAUAACUCAGAGAGGGCAAUAUUAGAAUGGAAGUCAUCGACAAAACCCACAACUUAUAAUAGGGAAUAUGAGUACUGUGUGGGCAUGAAUAUUGACAUUAAUGUUCAACAAUAUGUAGCUAAAUUCUGCUAUCUGGACCCGUCUCUGGAACACCAGGUUAAGUGCAACAACAGCAAUUGUGUACGGAAAUGUUGUCCACAAGGUCAGCUGCUUUUGGGUAUGACGUGUGUUAAUUCCUACUCAGAGGAAGAGAUUUGGCAGCUACCAAUCUCUGCUAGUCAAAAUAACACUUUAGUUUUGGCACCUGCUGAAAAUUGGACAGUAGUUGCUGGAUUUCCAUUUUGUGAAAGUUUCUUUGAUUUAGAAUCUGAUGUGAAAAGUUACGAUGAGUUCUACUUAUUGCCAAAUGGUUCACUUCAUAUUCCUCAUUUUGAAGAUAGCUACCCACCAACUAACUACUGCCUUGAUCUUUACCUGGAACCAGGUCCGAAUUAUACUCUAGUCAAUCAGGUCAUUUUGUGUGCUCCUGGAGAGAUGGAACCUCCCUGUCAUUGGAAGAACAUUCUUAUUGGAGUGUUGCUUGGAAUUUCUUGCUUGUUUUUGGUGGCUACCCUUGGUGUGUACCUAGGUGUGGCAGAGAUAAGGGAUCGCACCUAUGGUCGAUGCCUUAUAUCAAUGGUUACUGCCAUGUUGGCCUCAUACCUCACCCUCAUUAUCAAUAAUCAAGUUCAGGCAUCCUCCGACGCUGAGUGCAUCACUAUGGCAUUUAUCGGUCAUGUGAGCACUCUAGCAACUUUCUUCUGGCUUAACGUUAUGUGUUACGACAUGUGGUCAACACUCCGAUCAUCCCAGCAGAAACAUCACAGCAAGAAAGUAUUCCUACUGUACAGCAUAUAUGCUUGGGGUGGUCCCCUGGUGGUGGGUGUGGUGGCACUGGUCAUUGAUAGCCUACAAUUAAAAAAUGCCAUCCGACCUCAUUAUACAGAUGGCACCUGUUGGUUCUAUGGCACUGCUGAGUACUGGCUCUACUUAGCAGGGAUCAUCUUUAUCUUAGUGGUGAUCAACUUGUUCUUCUUUGUACAUGUAGCGGUCACACUGGCAGGAGACUUCAAGAAAACCCGAAGGACAUUUAACACUACCACAAGCCAUAGCAGUAAUGCUCCCAAAACCAAACUACAGGCCUGGCUCUACAUAAAGCUCUUCAUUGUCAUGGGGAUUGUAUGGAUAGCAGAGACCAUCUCCGGUGCCCACCAGAGGAAUUCUUGUACCUAUUGGGUGUUUUUUGAUAUAAUCAAUGCAUUGCAAGGAGUAUUCAUCUUCCUUGUGACUGUUUGCAACAAGGACAAUAAGAAAAAGAUACGAGAUACCUGGAAUCCUCGCCUUCAGAGUGUCCAAAAAACACUUAGCUCUAUGCGAGCGCACAGUUCCACAAUGAGAACAAACACAAGUACAAGAGUCAAUGACUUGAGUAUUGGAGCAUCUGAAUCUUCUAGAAAGACUUCAGUUACCUCCCUCCCAAGGAAAUUCUCCAUUGUGUCGAAUAUCUUCCAUCCUGCUUCUAACAGGGACAAAGCAGCCACAGAACUAAGUGAUACUUCUGAAACACCCAAUAAAUCUAAGGAGAGUACAGCAAACAGGAAGAUUUCCACUACCUCUAACCUUGAAACAAUUCCAAUGGAGACUAUGGAUGAAUAGUAACAUAUUCACAUCUCCCCCAAUAGUGUUGAUUGAUUUUUCUGUAAAAGAGAACUUAUUUUCAUUGGUGUUUUUUAUAAGGCACUACAUUAUACAGUGUGCCAUAUCCAUACUGUCCCUAGCAGGCAGUCAUGCCUAUGGAAACCACUUUAAAUUUUUCACAUUAUACAGCGAGUAGUUUAAGAACUGGAAGGAAUCCCACCAUUAAUUUGAAUUAACAUGUGUUCCCUUCAAGUUUCCGUGAUCUGCAACAACUUAGUUUUUCUCUGCAAAAUUACUUAUAGGUGGAAACUAAAGAACCUGUUGAUGAUAUUCUCUUCCUGCAAUGGGUUACAUUGUCCAAGGAUUAGCUUAUUUUGUGAUCUCUUCAUGAAUAUAGUAAUUACUUUGAGUUAACUUCAUUCUAUAGGUGAGAAAGCCAUGCUUAUACUAUGGUGUCAUUCCAUAACUUCAAACUAGAGGGGUGGUUUUAUCCCAGCUCAGGAGGGUUACUUUGCUCUUGCCUUAAUUUAAGCUAAGAAUUAACUUUCUAUCAUCCUAGGUGAGCAGUGUUGGCUUAACUUGGGUUUUAGGAAGACUGAGAAGGUAUCAUUGUAAAUGCUGUAACAGUUUAAGGAGCCAUAACUCUGAAUAUUAUUGAUAGAAAUAGUGAUUAUGAAACUCUUCUGAGAUGUUUUGUCAUAUAUACGUACCUGAUUUGGUAAAAAAAUUAAUACAUACCUGACAUAUGUCACCCUCUGCUGAGUGAAAGGAUGCAGUUAUGUCAACUCUUGUUGGCACUAGGUUGUAAUGUCAAUCAACAUCCUUGGGUAAGGAUGUUCUUAGUUUCAACAUUUAUGUACUUGAUCUUAGCAUUGUAUAUAAGAGCUCUUACUGUUACUACACUAUAGUAUUGAAUUUACUUAUUUUUAUACAUGUGACAUAUAGAAUUUUAGGCAAUAGAAAUAAUUAUUUUUAAAGUUAUGUUUUCAACUGAGCUGGAAUGUUUGAGGUUUUCAUUUACUGACUCAGUGUUCAGGUGGUACUACUGUGACAUUAUUCACAAGAUUAUGAUCAUGAGAAUAUCAUUGAAGACAAUGAUCUUUUAAAGUUUAUUGUAAAGUAUAAAAUCUAAAGGGGAUAUAAGAAUUGCAAUACGUAUAGUAAAACCUCCAUAAAUCAGAAUAAUAUGGGCUCUGCCUCUACAAGUGCUGAAAUAAGGCAAAUUCUGAAUUAUGAUAAAUUUUGUACAUCACCACUGAUGAAGUCAUUGCUUGAUUUAUUGUAGAGCACUGGAGUUGUAUUUUUAUUAACUGUUUUAGUAAACAGUAACAGUUUUUAACAGCAAUGAUUUAGUUCAGCUAAUAAGGUAGGCUAAGUGAACUUUCAAGGCAUGCAGGAAAUACAGUAUGAUAGUUUAUCUUGCACUCCUUCACAGUUUAUCUUUCACUCCUUCACAAUGGCAUUUAGCUCAUUAUGUAAUACAGUAUAUUAAAAGUUAUUUAUUACCUUUUCAGUAUUAUGCAAGAGGGGUUAUAGAUUGAGAAUAGUUGAAUGUACAAUAAGUUUCAGAUGAAAUAGAUGAAUUGUCUUUUUGCGUCACCAUUAUUUUGGUUACAUGGUUGUGAGAAUUACAUAGUUGCUGGUGAUCACAUUGUUUCUCAACAUUGAUCAUUAUUAUAUAACCUCAUAGUCAUUGUUAAUUUUGCUCAUUUUCAUUUCUCCAGUAUUUUGUAUUACAUAUUUUACAUGAUUCCCCAAAUAUUUGAUACAAAAUAAAAGAGAACCAUCUUUUAAGUUCCCUGUAGUUUUAAGUGGUUGCUGUUAGACUUCAUUAUUAAGCCAUUACCGGUAUCAAAGAUGACAAACCAACCAAACCUGACUUAACUUACUUAAUCUAAGUUAUGUUGGUUUGAAUUUGUCCUUAUAAAUUGCAUGUGAAUUGCCUCAGAAAAUCAGGCAUGCAAAUUUGGUUUUCUGAAAAUUUUGUAGAUGACAUUAAAUGUAGUCAUUGUAUACAAUUAAAGAAAACAAUAUUAUUGUGAUAAUAAGGGAUAGAAAAUUUCUUAAAGCCAGUACUUAAUUUAACAAAGAUACAUUACUGUACAGUAAGUCCUCGCUUAACGUCAUGGUUCCGUUCCUGAAAACCACGACGUUAACGGAAACAACAUUAACUGAAUCAAUUUUCCCCAUAAGAAAUACUAGAUAAAAUAUGGGAGUUACGCUCCCCAGCCUCCCUUUGCCCCAUAAAAUACAUUACAUAUACAUAAAUUCAAUGGAAUUUUUAUAGAGAAUAGUAUAUAUUAUACAUCCAAAGAGAUAAAUAAACUAAAUCAUUUUGUAUUGUGCUCACUGAUGGGCGGAGGUGGAGCGAGUGUGUUGUUACAUUGGUUAAUUCCCCAUUUAACCAGGUUGGAACACAUAUAAUAUAUAUUGGGUUUUUAGUAACAAAACCCAAUUGAAGUUUCUUGUUUUAUUACAAAAAGAUUAUGUCUAAUUCCUGAGUGUAGAUCAACCGUAAGUUCCACUAUUUAUGAAUGAAUGAGAAAGAGGACGUCGUUUAUGUAAUAUAAACGUGGAUCAACGUCCGUUCGAUGAAAGUUGGUGAGUGACUGACGAAGGCAUCGCACUAGUGCGCGCUUACAUAGAUGCUGACAUAUGGGCUUCUCCCUCUUGGGAAAGUUACUCUUCACGUGAUCAGUUCAUGUCUUACUCAUAGUUAGUGGAAAGUUACAGGUGGUGAA